GUUUCAGUCUUUCUCAGCUUCGAUACACCAAGCGGGCUCACGGUUUCUCAGAAUGUCUUGUGCGACUUGUAUAUAUUCAGCACCUAUUCAAACACCUUGACUGCAGUGGCUCUCAACCAUCGAUCGAUCGCUCCCACGCCCCAGAAUCCCCGCAGCGCGCUCUGUCCGGUGCCCACCAUUACCGUAACAUGACCAGCUCUCAUCGCCCUCAAUGAUCCUGUUCUUUCGUCAGGUCUGGAGCCUGACCUUGAAGAAUCUUCUUAUAUUCUUCAUCCGACAUUCCUUCUCUACAACUCUUCGGGCUUUCAUCUUGCCCUGCAUCUACGUCGGAUUUCUUUCCUACGCCCGCUAUCUAUUCAUUUCCCCAUCCGUCUUCGGAAUUGGAGAGCCCACACCUGUCCGAGCUCUAUCCUCUGCCCUAGACCUUGCUUCUGGCGGCAGAGACCGACUGGUCUUCGUUAACAAUGGCUUUUCCGGUGGACAGAUCGAGUCGGUCAUAAAUCAAGUUGUCGAUCAGACUUCCGGCUUUGGUGGUCAUGUUGAAGUGUUUUCCGAAGAGGAGGAGCUAUUGACAAGAUGUCGCAAUUCCAUCAGAGGCACUUCCCGCUGCAUUGCCGCCGCUGUCUUCUUCUCCUCUCCAACAGAAGGCCCAGGUGACCUGUGGAACUACACAAUUCGAGCCGAUGGUGGCCUGGCCAACAAGAUAGUGACCGACUCGGACGACAAUGAUGCCGAGAUCUAUCUGUUCCCUCUUCAACAUGCCAUCGAUCGAGCGAUUGCCGAGGAAGAAAACGGCAGCGACGAUGCUACUUCGAUCCCCGAGCUAGUCGAUGAAUACCCCUAUACCUCCAUGACCAAGGAACAACGUCAAGCUCGAAUUCGUACCAGGUAUCAGGGCGGCAUCAUUGAUAUUCUGGCUGUCGCUUUCUUCAUUCAGAUGGUCGGCGUGACCUAUCAACUCACUGGAAUCAUCGCCACAGAACGAGAGAUAGGAAUGGCUCAACUGCUCGAUUGUAUGAUGCCGAAUGCAAAGCGAUGGCAACCACAGAUGGCGCGAAUCAUGGCAAACCACCUUGCAUUUGAUAUGCUCUACGGACCAGGUUGGAUCGUCAUUGGUAUCAUCCUUUCGCUAGGCGUCUUCACCAACACCUCUGCUGCUAUCAUCAUUAUUUAUCACAUCCUGUCUGGCCUCUCCUUGGCUUCCUUUUCCAUCUUUGGAGCCGCCUUCUUCAAGAAAGCUCAAUUAUCUGGUAUUACUUCGGUCAUCGUGAGUCUGCUCCUGGGAAUCAUUGCCCAAGUCGCUGCCAAGGCUGGCACUGCGUCGGUCGCCAUAUUGUCAUUGCUAUUUCCACCGAUGAACUAUGUCUACUUUAUCAUCUUCAUUGCUAGGUGGGAGCGGCAAGACCGGCCUGCCAAUCUUGUCCAAUCCGCCCCCGAGAAUCCUUCCACUCUUCCUGGAAUUGCGCUGUGGAUAUUUACCAUCAUCCAAAUCCUUGUUUUCCCCGUGUUAGGGGCUUUUAUCGAACGACGUCUCUACGGCACGGCCUCCAAGAGCAGGAAAACAAAUUAUUCUGACUCGCAGACCGCAAUCUCGCUCGAUGGCUUCACCAAGGAAUACCCGCCAACACAUGCUGCCAGAUUUCUCUCCUUUUUCACACGCCGCUCAGCCAAAAGCGUUCUUGCCGUCGACCAUCUCACACUCCAGGCUGCGAGAGGCCAGAUCAUGGUCCUCCUUGGAGCCAAUGGAAGUGGAAAGUCUACCACUUUGGAUGCAAUUGCAGGUUUGCAUUCCAUCACGUCCGGUGAAAUCAGCAUUAACUACCCGGAGAGCAAGACUGGCCUUGGCCUUUGCCCACAGAAGAAUGUGCUUUGGGACGAUCUUACUGUCGAAGAACAUGUGCGCAUCUUCAACCGAAUCAAAAGUCAAGUACCGGCCACUAAGCAGGAAAACACUACAUUGUUGGAGCUGUGUGACAUCUCGAAAAAGUCAACCGCAAGGUCCAAGACUCUCUCCGGAGGUCAAAAACGCAAACUUCAACUCGCUAUGAUGUUCACUGGUGGCUCUCGCGUAUGCUGUGUGGAUGAAGUAUCUUCCGGCCUUGAUCCUUUGAGUCGCCGCAAGAUCUGGGACAUUCUCCUGGCUGAACGGGGUGCAAGAUCCAUCAUCCUGACUACGCACUUCCUCGACGAGGCUGAACUCCUGGCUGACCACAUAGCCAUACUAUCCAAGGGUGUAUUGAAAGCAUCUGGCACGUCAGUUGAAUUGAAACACAAACUAGGCUCGGGAUACCGCGUCCAUGUCUACAACACUCAUGGAAAGCUAAACAUCCCCAAGUAUGACGACGUCAAUCACGUCUCACAUGAUGACCAGACCAUUUACAACCUCGCCGAUUCCGCGACCACUGCCAACUUCCUCCGCCGCAUCGACGAACAUGGUGUUUCCGAGUAUCAAGUCAGUGGUCCAACCAUUGAAGAUGUCUUUCUCAAGGUGGCGGAAGAAGUGUCGACCGCCAAUACCGUGCCUGAGAAACCGAUACCGGGACAAGAAGCGUCGACCAGUUCGACGCCGGAGAAGAUGAUGCAGAUCCAAGAGACUGGCAGUCGCAGCAGCGCCGAGGCACCGGACGCGCCUGGAGGUGAAAUGGCAUCCGAUGCAUUCUAUGGAUCUGUGAAACCUGCCGAAGUUCCACAAUUGCUUGAUGGGCAUCGUAUCGGCAUGACCAAACAAGCCUGGGUCCUAUUCAGCAAAAGAAUGGUUGUCCUCCGACGAAACUACUUCCCCUUUCUUGCCGCUCUUCUGAUCCCUAUUGUCGCUGCCGGUCUGGUGACUCUAUUCCUGAAUGACUUUCAACUGGCUGGGUGUACCCCAGAGGAGACGGUUGGCAUUUCCGAUGUAGAAUCCCUGACGAGUCAAGAGGACUUUCUGUUAGUCGCAGGUCCAUCUGACCGCCUCAGCAUCGAAGCCGUCAGUAGACUCGGCGACACACUAUCGGGCACCAUCGGCAGCAGCCUGUCUGGAUCUCAGCUGCUCGACUCAGUGCAUGUGGUCGACAGCUUGCAAGAGUUCAACGACUACAUUCAGAACAACUUUGCCAAUGUUACGCCGGGAGGAUUCUUCUUAGGAGAUGGAGACUCUCCGCCAACGUUUGCCUGGCGCGGAAAUGGAAACGUGGCAUUUGGGACCAUCGUACAAAACCUCAUGGAUACGCUGUUGAGCAAUAUCUCGAUUGCGAGCCAGUACCAGGCGUUCGACAUGCCAUGGCCCCAGGAUAUUGGCAAGGCGUUACAACUGAUCACCUAUUUUGGGCUCGCCAUGUCGGUGUAUCCAUCUUUCUUCGCUCUUUACCCUACCAUCGAACGACUGCGUAACGUGCGAGGUCUACAUUACAGCAACGGGGUUCGGUCGGCGCCUCUGUGGCUUGCAUAUACCUCGUUCGACUUUAUCAUUGUGUUACUCGCAAGCGCAAUAGCCACUGUCAUCUUUCGAGCGGUGACUGACGUCUGGUAUCACAUUGAGUAUUUAUUUGUCGUCUUCUUUCUCUAUGGGUUGGCAUCUACACUCUUGUCGUACGUCAUUUCGUUGUUCGCGAGAUCCCAAUUGGCGGCAUUUGCUUUCGCUGCUGGAGGCCAGGCGGUCAUGUUUCUUCUGUAUUUUAUUGCCUACAUGUCGGUGUUGACAUACUCGCCGAUCGAUCAGAUUGACGCAAAUGUCAACAUCUGUCACUUUGCCAUUGCCACCAUCUCCCCCGUUGCCAACCUCACUCGAGCACUUUUUGUUUCGCUCAAUGUCUUUUCGAUCACGUGCAGAGAUCGGGAUUUUGCUUCGUACGCAGGCUCAAUGACCACGUAUGGAGGGCCAAUUUUGUAUCUCAUCUUGCAAUCAUUUUUCCUGUUUGGACUAUUACUUUGGUGGGAUUCUGGCCCUCUUCUGAACAAGCUCCGCAGAAAGCAAAAGGAGGAGGAGAUUGAGGACCAGGACACGGUGGAAGCCGAGGUGUCGAAUGAGCUGACACGAGUAGUGUCAUCUCAUGAUGGACUUCGGGUGGUCAAUCUCACCAGGAGGUUCAAGAAGAACAUUGCAGUCAACAACGUCACGUUCGGUGUCCCGAAGAGUGAAGUCUUUGCCUUACUUGGGCCGAACGGCGCGGGCAAGUCCACCACCAUCUCGCUCAUUCGAGGGGACAUACAGCCUUCGCAUCGUGGGGGAGACAUCCUGGUUGAUGGUAUUUCGGUGAUCCGCCACCGAGCUCAGGCGCGGUCUCGGCUAGGAGUAUGUCCUCAGUUUGAUGCGAUGGACACCAUGACCGUUGUUGAACAUCUUUACUUCUAUGCUCGCGUGCGUGGGGUCACAAAGCCUGCGGUCAAUGUGGAGGCGGUGAUGCGCGCCGUGGGGCUGGAGCAAUAUGGAGACCGCAUGGCAGCGAAGCUUUCUGGAGGAAACAAGCGGAAGCUUUCACUGGGCAUUGCAUUAAUGGGCAACCCGAGUGUACUCCUCCUGGAUGAACCGUCUUCUGGAAUGGAUGCUGCAAGCAAGAGAGUAAUGUGGCGGACGCUAGCAUCGGUGGUGCCUGGCAGGUCACUCGUACUGACGACUCACUCGAUGGAGGAGGCGGACGCGCUUGCAACCCGAGCGGGGAUCAUGGCUGGGAAAAUGCUGGCGCUGGGGACGACGGAUUACCUUCGAAACAAACACGGCGACUCGUACUAUGUGCAUUUGGUUCACCGGCAUGCACCGCAUGCUUCAGAACAAGAGAUGCAGCGGAUUCGGGAUUGGAUCGAGUAUAAUCUUCCUGAGGCAGAGAUCGAAAGCAAGAUUUAUGCAGGGCAGAUUCGAUUCUCGGUACCAAGUUCAACGGCACGCAAGGACAAAGAAGCGGGAACUGAGAGCAAUUCGGGGAUUGCACAGCUAUUUACCUCGCUUGAAAAGAACAAGGAGGACCUGCAGAUUGAAUAUUACAGCGUGAGUCGGGCUACAUUGGACCAGGUUUUCCUCAACAUCGUGGGUAAGCACAAUGUGGAGGAAGAAGGAGCGGCGUCGGAAGCAGUUCGAUCCUCGAAGCAGAAGAGAGGUGGUGGGUUCGCCAAAAUCGGCAAAUGGUUGAAACUCGGGAAAUCCGUCAGCUGAAAUCAAAUAAGUUGAUGAUUACUUGGGCGUGGGGUGGUUUCAUUGCUUGUUGGAAUGAAUGAAUGUUUGGAUAUACUGAAUGUACUGUAUGUACUGAAUACGUACCUAUAUAUACAAG
Messenger RNA from Exophiala mesophila, 5243 nucleotides. RefSeq lists its product as uncharacterized. Gene Ontology annotation, molecular function: ATP binding; lipid carrier activity; ATP hydrolysis activity. The coding region runs from base 212 to 5125 and encodes 1637 amino acids. Gene Ontology annotation, biological process: lipid transport; transmembrane transport. NCBI's taxonomy places the organism in Eukaryota, Fungi, Ascomycota, Eurotiomycetes, Chaetothyriales, Herpotrichiellaceae. Gene Ontology annotation, cellular component: intracellular membrane-bounded organelle; membrane. The record is from RefSeq and is a predicted model, not a curated record. The transcript has 2 exons.